Molecule: messenger RNA, 1159 nt
Organism: Caenorhabditis elegans
Lineage: Eukaryota; Metazoa; Nematoda; Chromadorea; Rhabditida; Rhabditidae
Gene: R09H10.2
Product: Methyltransferase FkbM domain-containing protein
Exons: 8
Coding region: 24-905 (293 amino acids)
Source: RefSeq, marked reviewed
UUUGCAGAAACUCCAAAUCCACAAUGCGGAAAAGCAGUGCAACUGUAUUCUUUGCUGCAUUAUCUAUUUCAUUGCUCCUUUACAUAAGUGUUUCCAAUACGCCGACUCCGCGAUUUAACUUUUCGGAUUCUGCAGUUAGCAAAGUUUGGAGUAAUUAUACUGCUUGGCAUGACUGCUUGAUGCAAAAUAUUUCAAAGCUUCAUGACGAUCCUAACGCGCUUUGGGGAAACCUGUGGCGUGGACUCAAAAAAUGUGAAACUAUCGACGAGAUGAAAGGAUUAUUCAUUGGUGAUUAUCCGAAUUCUGACGAGACAAAACGACAUAUUGUUCCAAAAAUGGAAUUGCCAAGUGUCAUAAUCACACUGGGAAUUGGACAUGAUACAGGAGCAGAGGAGAAACUAAAGAAAGGACUGAAACACGGAUCCGAAUUUUUUGGAGCAGACCCUAUGCAUGAAAUUAAUGAAGACCUGUUCACCAAACUCGGCGGAAAAUAUUUUCCAUUUGCAGUUGGAGCUACCCCUGGUCUUGCAGAAGCUAGUGUUUUAAUCAAUUCCACCUACACUACUAAAACGGUAGUCAACGUGGACAUUAUAUACUUCUUGAAGAAAUUGGUGAAUAGAACUUUUAUCGAUGACAUUUGGAUUGACGGAGAAGGUGCGGAAUACGGAUUGUUUGAUCAUUUCUACAAUGGUGGAGCUUUUGAUCAAAAUGGAAUAACUUUCUGUCAAUUUAACAUCGAGAUUCACCUGCCAGAUAACCUACAGAAGAAACUUUUCCACGAUUUCAUUUUUCAAUUGUUGAAAGACAAGCGAUAUGCCAUUUAUAGGCCAGUACAAGGAAGUCAUAUGCGCCUAUUUAUGCUCAACUACGCCAACGAGGAGUGUGUUUAUAAGUACAUUCUCUAGAAUUUUUGAUGUUUGUUAUGGGUUCCACGAUCUCAUCGUGCAUUAUUGUUUUUUUUUCUUUUCUUGUAUUUUACUUUCUCUGGGUCUCUUUUCUUCGCUCUUUUUCUUGCUCUCGUAUCAUUUUUAUCAAUGAACAAAAUCGAUAAUGUUCGUAUUUAACUGAUAAAACGGCACAUUUACAGAUCAUUGUCAGAAAUGAACAAAUUCUCGCUAUUUUUUGCUCUCACAGGUUUGAUAUUUUGAAGAUUUAAAAA